Molecule: messenger RNA, 2040 nt
Organism: Penicillium antarcticum
Lineage: Eukaryota; Fungi; Ascomycota; Eurotiomycetes; Eurotiales; Aspergillaceae
Product: patatin-like phospholipase family protein
Exons: 4
Coding region: 1-2040 (679 amino acids)
Biological process (GO): arachidonate metabolic process
Cellular component (GO): membrane
Source: RefSeq, a predicted model, not a curated record
AUGAAUCCUAAUAUGGUAUUUGGGAUUCUGUAUCGGUCUACUGUAAUUGCAGCAUAUCGCCUCUUUAAAACAGCAUGGCCCGAUGUGUGUCCCGCAAAGGAAACUGAGUUAGUUGAAGCACAUUUUACUUGCUUGUUCAAGCGAUUCUCGGAGAACGCAGUCUCGUCGGCAGAUUUACGCAGAGAACAACUCAAGUCCCUCAGUGGUCGAUUGUCUCGCAUACGGAGUAAUCGUAUUUGCUUGGUCUGUCUUCUGCAUUCUGCGCAACAUAUUCUAGCUUGUGGACAUACAGUGUGCGACCGCUGUGCUCAAAUUUUCGGCAGCCCUGCCUCCGGAUUAGAGUAUCAAUUCACUCUCAAGGGUUGUCUUUACUGUCUUUACCAGAGGCCAUUAGUGGUAGAUGUCCUUCCGCCAACUAUGAGUCCUACAAUCCUUGCCAUCGAUGGGGGUGGAGUGAGGGGAGUAAUUCCGUUGGAAUUCCUACUUCUCGUGCAGGAACAUUUGCGUCCUUGCAUGAUACAAGAGGUGGUAGAUCUCUCACUCGGAACGAGUUCAGGUCAGCCAAACACCCACGAAGUAGUUGUGCCAUCUUCGAGAGGGCUGAUUGCCUUAGGAUUGUUCGCACUAUCCUGGGAGGUUACAGAUUGCUCGAAACGAUUUGAUACCUUGGCACGUCGCAUUUUCCGCGAAAGACGCUCAUCUGUGUUGCCUCUACUCCUUCGUCAAAUAUCUGGCUUUAAGUCAGUCUUUGGCGAAAUGACGCGAUGGAUCCAAUGGCUACUACAUGACAGCUGCUACGAUUCACGGGUCUUCGAUGCCGCGCUGAAGAGUGCUUUUGGGGAGCACCGUUGUAUCUUUGGUGCCUCGAGAGAAGAUCCUCGGGGACCGAUACGCUCAGGAUCAAAGGUUGGUGUGGUAACUACGAGCAUCUCCAGGGAAACGAGUACCUUUGUGAUAGGAAAUUUCAACGCCUCGCACGACUCAAUGAUACGCGGAACGAACCGACAGUGUGGAGAACGUAAGUCCGAAAAAAUGCGGCCCAGUAUCCAGUCAUCGCUAACUGAAUCUAGAGCAAGAGCAACCGCCGCCGCACCUUUCUUCUUUACGCCUGCGGACCUGCAUGGAAUUGGUUCAUUUCAGGAUGGGGGACUAAAGUACAACUUCGCAGGAGAGAUCGCAGCUCAGGUUUCUCGCCAAAUUUGGCCCAUGGCCAUGGGGUCCACAAGAAUGAUAUCAUUAGGCACUGGAAAGGCACAGCCAAGUGAUGAGACCCCGCAUUUUCGCCAUGUCUUUCGUGAUAGUUUCGUACGCCGAGGAUUCGAUGCAUGGAUGUCAACCAUGGAGACAGAUAGCGAUUGGAGGAAAUGGCGAGGUCGCCUGAGGGAUUCGGUCAGAAGUGACAACCACCGCCUGGACGUGUCACUAGGGAGCGCACCUCAAAACAUUGACGCUGUCGGGGCUAUGGAAGACUACCGCAAUCUUGUCAUCCUCCAAAUCGGCAGCGCAAGAAUGGCCCGGGAUGCAGCAACUACAAUGCUCAUUUCCAGGUUUUUCUUUGUGGUCGAUUCAUUGCCAGAGGAUACCGCAACACCAUUCUGGUGUCGCGGAUCAGUGCAUUGUAAAGGAUCAGCCCAGAAGGUGAUCCAGGCUUUGGAAAAUCUCUACCCUGAUGGGCUUAGCUUUGUCUCAGACUCUGGAUUGAUCGACAGAUUUGGGGGCCAGAACAGUCUCUGCCCUUUGUGCGGCUGCUAUAACCGCUCAAUCUCUUUCUUGACCCGCCACCUGGACUUUACAGUCAAUUUAUAUUUACAAAACGCCUCCAAAAAGCGAUGGAGAAUUGGCGGAUUCCCAGAGAGUGUGGCAUCGUUUGUUUCAAGACAAGGCCUGCUGUCUUCGUUUGGCCAAGAGAAUCACGGGUAUCCCUGUAGAGAACCCUGCCAGAGCUGUGACGUAAUCCGAAGCCCCCUCAGGGGUAGGCGACGUAGGCGCGAAUCAAGAGGCUCUACAGAAUUUUAUCCCAGGAAGCGCGGGCCUACAUAG